UGUCAGAAACUUCAUUUUUGAUGACGUAGGACGCUUUAUUUUUUGUAAAUUUGAUACCCCACGAUGUAGGGGAUUGGGAUAUUUUUUUCUUUCACUGUUAUAUUCUAAUUUUCAACAAUGUCCUCCCCACUCGUCGCUAGAACAGCAAUGCUUUGCCGUUCAGCAAUUGCCAAACCCGCUUUAUUAAACACUGUUCGUUUCUCUUCUUCUCAAACUAAAGAUGUCAUUCAUCUCGAAAACGAACCUACUCUCAGUGUAGAAAACCUUUCAGGUGCACCAGAGGCAUUAUUAGAUCGUGGUGUUCGUAUUUUUAAGCCAACUCGUACCCCCACUCAACAAGGAAAGAACGGCACCAGAUUCUGGCGUAUUGAUUUCGAUAUUUUGGAAGACGGUAACCGUUUCGAAAAUCCUUUGAUGGGUUGGGCUUCCAGUUCCGAUUACCAACAAGCAUUGACCAUGAAGUUCCUUUCUAAGGAAGAUGCUAUCAAAUUCUCUGAAAAGCAAGGUUGGAAUUACUAUGUUCAAGAACCCAAGGUUGCUAAAUUUGUCAAGAAGUCUUAUGCUGACAACUACAAAUAUUCACCUGGAAAGUUAAGAUACAUCAUGACCAAAUAGAUUUUGUACACAACACUCGACCAAUUCAAUUUUUAAAAAAAUAAAAAUAUAACAAUUAAAACAUAACCCUAUUAUUUGCAGGGUAUUAGUAACUCCAGCACAACAUCGGAGCAGGUGGAAUUAUGUCAACAUGAAAAGCAGGGAAGGGAAACUCGAUGUAUUCAUCAAUCAUUUGUUAGAUAAAGAACGCUUUUAGUUUUUUCUAUAAGCGAAAUUGUAAUUAACGAUUUGCUGUUCUGAGGAAAAGUAUAAGAUCUAUCGAUUAGAGUAAGAUUAGUAUGUGUACGUAGUGUUGAACCCCUUGUAUUUCGUGUAGUUCAUGAAUAGUGUUGCCCCAUUGUUUAGUCGUAUGUCGAAAAUUUGCGUAUUCUUAUGUCUCAUGUUGAUGAGAUGUUGAACUAUCAACCUGCUAACCUCACUUGCACAACAGGUAACUUGUGGAUCAUCGGAC
Messenger RNA from Mucor mucedo, 1066 nucleotides. RefSeq names its product ETC complex I subunit conserved region-domain-containing protein. The transcript has 4 exons. The coding region runs from base 118 to 615 and encodes 165 amino acids. Gene Ontology annotation, biological process: electron transport chain. Lineage: Eukaryota; Fungi; Mucoromycota; Mucoromycetes; Mucorales; Mucoraceae. The record is from RefSeq and is a predicted model, not a curated record.